AUGUCUCCCCUAUCACCCAUUCUCCUCCUCCUCCUCCUCCUCCCCUUGUUCUUCAUCACCAUGCUUGCACAAUCUAAUAAUUCAACGUACCCAUAUUGCCCUUCAAUCAACUGCGGUAAUGUCACGGUCAGCUACCCGUUUUGGACGAUAAACAAUGAAUCUCUCAGCCAGUUUUGCGGUUACGAUGGUUUCGGAAUCAAUUGCUCCUAUAACGGUAACCAGAGAAUUCCCCAAAUUUCAUUCGGUGGCGAUUCGUACUACGUUCAGAGUAUAAACUACGAGCUUGGAACCAUCUUCCUGGCGGAUUACGACGUAUCUCCAGUCGUCGUAAUCCCCAACAACUGCCCUCGGGUGCGCCAUAAUAUUAACUUAGGAACCUUGCCUCUAGAUUUCACGACGUCUAGCGUUAAUCUGAGUUUUCAUUUCGACUGCGAUGAAUGCCCAUCGUUUGCGACUGAGAUAUCGUGCUUGGACCGAGAUGCUGGAAAGGCCUGUUUGGAGGUUAUGAGUAACAGUACGGAGGAAAAGGAUUGGGAUGUGUACUCAUGCGAUCAGGAAGUGGUGACAACGGUGUUUGGGUCGAACAUUGACAGGUUUCCUAAUCUUUCGACGAAUUUUGGUAGAGUUUUGGAGAAAGGUUUUGGGUUAAGAUGGAAGAAGAUGGAUGGUUGCGACAAGUGUGAAGAGUCAGAAGGGCGGUGUGGCCGCAGCAAUACAACGGGGUUCGUAUGUUUUUGCUCAGACGGGACUACCAGCAAGGGCGGUUGCAAAGGUACCAUCGCUACAACUCUUAGUUCAGUUUUUUCAUUGCUUGUCAAUAUUAGUUCUAGUCUCAUAUAUCAGUUGAUGGUUGUAUGA
Messenger RNA from Helianthus annuus (common sunflower), 858 nucleotides. RefSeq names its product LEAF RUST 10 DISEASE-RESISTANCE LOCUS RECEPTOR-LIKE PROTEIN KINASE-like 2.8. The transcript has a single exon. Lineage: Eukaryota; Viridiplantae; Streptophyta; Magnoliopsida; Asterales; Asteraceae. The record is from RefSeq and is a predicted model, not a curated record. Bases 1 to 858 code for a protein of 285 amino acids. Gene Ontology annotation, molecular function: polysaccharide binding.